AAAAGAUGCGAUGAUGCCCCUUCUCUGAAGUAUGGGUGUCAACGGAUACGAUUCAGCUACUAGGCCGAAUCUCCUUCAGACCGCUACCUUCCUGAUCUUUUUAUUUGACGGUGUCAUUUACAGACACACGCCCCCAACCCAAGCUAAAAAGUCACCUUGCCGUUUACGCAUCCUUCUGCAUCUUCAAAUCGCAACUUCUUCAACAAACGACGUACGCUUUGAUUCCACUUCCAUCAUACCGGUGUAGUCUAUUAUAGGACUCCAGGUUAUGGGUUUCGCCAACGCGCGUUUAUAACACCCGCUUACAUUAGUUCGUUAUUAGACGAACCGUCGGAGCCGAAACUCGGAAACAAUCACCCCGAAAGAGUUGUCUCUCGCUGUUUAAGUGGGCAGCCAACUCCGCCAUCAACAACCAGAGGCAUCCAUCGCAAAGAAAAUGGAAAUCACCGAACUUGUCAACAAUAAGGAGCGCUUCCGUCGCUUCUACUGCAGUUGGAAGACCUGCGAGAAGGGAUUCAACCGCAAGUCGGACCUUAUCAGACACUUUCGAAUUCAUACAAAUGAGCGGCCCUAUCCUUGCCCAGCACCGGGCUGCGAGAGGAGUUUCAUCCAAAGAAGUGCGUUGACUGUACACCUCCGGACACACACUGGAGAGAAGCCAUACGAAUGCCAGUACCCUGGGUGCUACAAACGGUUUGCAGAUUCGUCGAGUUUUUCACGCCAUCGUCGAGUGCAUUUGGGCAAGCGCCCGUAUACAUGCGCUGUUGAAACCUGCCGAAAAAGUUUCUGUCGCAAGGUGGCUUUGAUUCAGCAUCAGAAGAUCUACCACGACUCGGCGUCUGGGGAGGAAUCCGACGCGUCUUUGGAGGAACUCACGAACACUUCGAAAGACGACAGCCCCAUGACGAGUCCGAUUUCGAUGCCAGAACAUGUUCACAAUGAUACAACGAGCCCCACGCAAACGAUAGAGGAGCAUCAAUCUUCCCCUGACUACAUGCAUCACACAACACGCCCGCUCAAUAAACCAAAUGAGCCGUUUUACGAGAGCCAAGCCAGUGAGCAAUUGGCAUUCCCGACCAUCCAACCGGAAUACGAGUAUGAAGAGCCACAGGGCUUCUACCAGGAUCCUCUCUACUCAAGCUGCAACGAGGAUGUCGUAUAUCAACGGCCGAAUCCCUCUUGGAACUUCUAUCCGUCUCCCCAGUACUCACCCUGCGGGUGCAACCCACAUCCAGCAACUGUACCUUGGAGUCCAGCGGCUAUGACUGGCAACGGAGACGUCGGCAACGGGACUGGAUAUCUGCUUGCGCAAGAUCACGCGCCUUCCAUGGCUGGAUAUCCUCCAGCUAUUAUACCACGCCAUGCCCAGCAUGUUCAGGAGGCAGAGUGGCCGAGAGGUCAGAUGUGGUACAAUGACGGGAUGCAAAUGUCCCCCGAUUUUGGCCCGGUCAGAAUGACAGAUACAUACAGAUUCGAUUGAAAUACGCACCUAUUGAUCUGCAAGUCAGUCACGAAUGGGCUUUGGUCGGUUGUAAUAGCAUAAGUUGCGCUGCUUUUCACACAGUUGAUUUUUAUGAGCGAACUAUUCCAUCUUAGAGCAGAAAUCUAUCUACAUAAUAUUCGAGAGAGCAACAAAG
Molecule: messenger RNA, 1637 nt
Organism: Colletotrichum acutatum
Lineage: Eukaryota; Fungi; Ascomycota; Sordariomycetes; Glomerellales; Glomerellaceae
Exons: 4
Coding region: 437-1480 (347 amino acids)
Biological process (GO): regulation of transcription by RNA polymerase II
Cellular component (GO): chromatin; PcG protein complex; transcription regulator complex
Molecular function (GO): RNA polymerase II cis-regulatory region sequence-specific DNA binding; DNA-binding transcription factor activity, RNA polymerase II-specific
Source: RefSeq, a predicted model, not a curated record